This is a messenger RNA of Thecamonas trahens ATCC 50062, 567 nucleotides long. RefSeq names its product ADP-ribosylation factor 1. Gene Ontology annotation, cellular component: cytoplasm. The transcript has a single exon. Gene Ontology annotation, molecular function: GTP binding; GTPase activity. Gene Ontology annotation, biological process: intracellular protein transport; vesicle-mediated transport. The record is from RefSeq and is a predicted model, not a curated record. The coding region runs from base 1 to 567 and encodes 188 amino acids. Lineage: Eukaryota; Apusomonadida; Apusomonadidae.
AUGGGAUUGGCUAUUUCGAAGACGUUCAAGGCAGUGUACGAGAUGUUUGCCGGGACAGAGGCGCGGAUUGUGAUGAUCGGGCUCGACGGGGCAGGCAAGACGACACUGUACCAGUGGCUCAAGUCAGGCGAGGUGAUGCCGUCGAUUCCGACGGUCGGCUUUCAGGUGGACAGCGUCAAGAUCAGCGGGCUCACGCUCCAGUUGUGGGACAUGGGCGGGCAAUACACGAUCCGCAAGCUCUGGAAGCGGUACAUCGAGGGCGCAGACGCGCUGGUGUUUGUGGUGGACUCUGCCGAUGAGAGCAGGAUGGCGAUGGCGCGCAAGGAGCUCGAAUCGAUGCUGGGCGAGCCAGAGCUGGCGCACGUCCCGGUCCUUAUCCUCGCCAACAAACAGGAUCUGCCUGCGGCCAAGACUGCGUCGGCGUUGUCUGCCGAUCUGGGGCUUGGCGAGGUGAAGAAUGACAACUACAUCCAGCCGUGCGUGGCGACGCGCGGCGAGGGCAUCGACGACGGCUUCAGCUGGUUGUGCACCGCCAUCAAGGAGCAUCGGCGAGCGAACGCGGCGUAG